Megalobrama amblycephala (Wuchang bream) is the source of this 1544-nucleotide messenger RNA. RefSeq lists its product as uncharacterized. Lineage: Eukaryota; Metazoa; Chordata; Actinopteri; Cypriniformes; Xenocyprididae. The transcript is spliced from 5 exons. The record is from RefSeq and is a predicted model, not a curated record. The coding region runs from base 54 to 785 and encodes 243 amino acids.
CAGGUUUACAAUGUUUUGACGCCUGAAAAUAAGACUCAUGUCGAAUUUUUACCAUGUUUUUGAAUCUUCUGCUGCUGCUGUUUUGCUUUGUCAGUCAUUGCGGAACCACAACUACACAUGUGACAGGAGAAAAAGGAGAAAAUGUCACCCUGCCAUGUGACUUUGAGGCCAGAGAAAUUUCUGAUAUUGUUUUAAGCAGUCUGUCAAAUGACAUUCUUGUCUGUGAGAAUGAAGAAUGUGAGAGUGAAAAUGACAGAGUAUUUAAGGAAGGAUCAUGUGACGUUAUCAUGAAGGAUCUGAGACUGAGUGAUGCUGGGAAAUACAUUCUGAGAGUUUAUUACUAUAAUGUUCAGAGAGAACUGGAGCGACAAAUCAGAACAUAUCAUCUUCAUAUUCAUGAUGAGAUUUCUGUGAAGAAAGGAAAGCAGCUGAAGAUGGAUGUUCUGUUGGUCAAUGCUGAUAAAGUGAAGCAUCAGAGCAGAAGAAGCAAAGGGUGGAAGGAGGUGUGGAGCAGAAGAGAUGGAGUCAAGAGUGAUCGACUGACCGACAGAGAUGGAAAUCUGAUCAUUAGUAAUUUUACAGUCUCUGACACUGGAACAUACAGAGUUCUGGACUCUGAAGGAGAAAUCUGGAUCACAGUCACAGUCACAGCUUCCACACAUCCUGUUCGAGAACUUUUGAGUUGGACAGAGAAACUGAAUGGGUAUUUUGUGAUGUCACUAGUUUUUGUGUAUUUAGUGAUUAUGGCAGUUCAGAUUGUGAUGAUGAUUGCUGGUCACUGGUAAUUUUCCUUGAGCGUCAAACACAUCUUCAGAGGAUUCUGUAUUAAGAUUAUAUUUUAAGAUUAUAGAUCAUAUAAGAUUUGUUUACUGUGUCUGCAAGUGGCCUAUAGCUAAAGAUUUGGACAAGUGACUGAACGUUUACCAAUCCUAAUUCUCAGAAUUAUAGUUUUUAUUGAAUAUCAAACAUUGUUUCUAAAGAGUUAGAAAAGUAUUUAUAAAAACAAAAACACUGAAAGCAUUUACAUAUUUAUUUAAAAGGAUUGUAGAAAAUAUUUGUUUAAAUAAUAUUUCUUAUUUCUAUAUAAAAUUUCUUUCUUAUUUAAGAUAUAUUUGAACAAGUAUUUACAUUUCUACUUGAUCUUUAUUUUCCUGUUUAUCAUUGUGAGGCUGCUUAAUAUUCAACAAUUAUUGAUAUUGUUGAUUUGACUGAUUUAAAAACAAUCUGUACUGUAAAAAGCUCUAGAAAUAUAUGGAUUGAGGAAGGUUGGAAAAAAUUACACGACUUUUAAAAUCUUCACAUAUCUUAAAACACUAUUGCUGCCUUUGUAUGUGUUCAAAAUAAAAAACUGGACAACACGUUUGAUCUCCUCCAGCUGAUAGAAUUACACCCUUAAAAAAUCAGUCUGUGCCAAUAAUAGAUUAUUAGAUUUUCUGUGAAAUCUUUCAGCUGAAACCUGCAGUUUGGCUCUGAUUUCCAUCCACCGUCCACCCAUCCAGACUGUAAAUCGGGGCAAAACUGUCUUCAUUGUGUACACUUUUCUG